AGGUGUACAGGCUCGACCUGUGCGAGGGCCGCUUCUAUGCGCCCCUGGAUACUGCCUCUCCAGCCAUAAAUGCCUGUGGAUGGUCCUCGGCACAUGGAUUGUUUGGCUGUGCUGGGUCUGGGGGUCUGCUGGAGUGCUUCGACCUGAGGCAAAGAAAACAUGUUGGCCAAGUUGAUGCUGCGGCAGUCGCUGGGGCACCAGGUGCUGAACUGACAUCCCUGUGUUUCGACGACAUGGGCCUGCAAGUCGCUGCUGGCACCAGCACAGGCUGCGUGGCCCUUUUUGACCUCCGGUCACCAAGGCCCCUCCAAGUCAAAGACCACAUGUAUGGUUCCAAAAUCUUGGAUAUCAAAUUCCACUCCUCAACUGGUGGCAUUGGAGGCCUUGGGGGCAGCAAGCGAGUCAUCAGCUCAGACUCCCACAUCAUAAAGGCCUGGGAGGUGGACACGGGGGAGAUGUAUGCCAGCAUUGAGCCAGAAUGCGGCAGCAUCAAUGAUGUAUGCGUGUGGAAAGACAGUGGGCUGUUCAUGGUUGGCUGCGACCAGCCCAAGAUUGAGGUAAAUGGCUACCAGAUCAACAGAUCGGCAGAUUUCAUAAGGUUUGGUUUCUUUAUAUCCAGGCUGUGGGGCAUCUGUGGCAGUGAGCUGUAUGAACACAAGUGA
Ostreobium quekettii is the source of this 662-nucleotide messenger RNA. NCBI's taxonomy places the organism in Eukaryota, Viridiplantae, Chlorophyta, Ulvophyceae, Bryopsidales, Ostreobiaceae. The record is from the annotation of a GenBank genome assembly.